Capsicum annuum is the source of this 630-nucleotide messenger RNA. Its product is annotated as zinc finger MYM-type protein 1-like. NCBI's taxonomy places the organism in Eukaryota, Viridiplantae, Streptophyta, Magnoliopsida, Solanales, Solanaceae. The coding region runs from base 1 to 630 and encodes 209 amino acids. The transcript has a single exon. The record is from RefSeq and is a predicted model, not a curated record.
AUGACUUCUCCGGAUAUUCAAAAAAACAUUGUGAGUUCUUAUGCAAAAGAAACGGUGAAAAUAAUUAUUGAAGACUUGAAUGGGGAUUACUUUGAAAUUUUGGUUGAUGAGUCUAAAGAUGUUUCUCAUAAGGAACAAAUGACACUUGUUCUACAAUAUGUCAACAAAGAGGGUAAGCUUAUUAAGAUAUUUCUUGGUCUUGUUCAUGUUAAAGACACAUCUGCAAAGUCGUUGAAAGAAGCGAUCAACUCUUUGCUUUUAGAUCAUUCUUUGAGUCAAUCCCAAAUACGGGGACAAGGUUAUGAUAGAGCUAGUAACAUGCAGGGAGAGAUUAAUGGUCUUAAAACUUUGAUUUUGAAAGAUAAUUCUUCAGCAUAUUGCAUACAUUGCUUUGCUCAUCAGUUACAAUUGACUCUUGUAGCUGUUGCGCAGAAACAUGAUGAUGUGAAUAAUUUUCUUGACAUUCUUCCUAAUAUUUUAAAUAUUGAUGGAGGUUCUUUUAAGUGCAGGGAGAUGCUUCGAGACGAUCAAGCUGAAAAAUUAGAGGAAUUACUAUUGCUUGGUGAAGUUCAUACGGGAAGUGGAUUAAAUCAGGGACUUGAACUUCAAAGACCCGGUGAUAUCUGUUAG